CCUCCCUCUCCCUCUCUGUGUCCUGGAGCCAUGGGGCCUGGCAGUAGUCGGGCCCUGAAGUGGGCCCUGGGCUGCCUGGCUCUUUGGGCCGCCCUCAGCGCUGCGGGGACCCUCUUCCUUCUGGCCCAGUGGCGGGAGCUCAGCGCCGCCCUGGGGACUCUGCAGCAGGAGCUCCGUGGACAGGAGCGGCGCCUCCAAGGGGCCCCAGGCCCAGGCCUCCCCCGGGAAGACAGCGCCCCCAGCGGCAGGGGCAAGAGGAGCCAUCCGACCCUGAAGGGGCCCCACCACCUCCGGGCCGAGAACGAGGAGCUGCUCAUGCUCAUGACCUACUCCAUGGUGCCGGUCCGUGUGAUGGUGGAGUUAUGCAACAGCACCAGAGGAGUGUGUUUAACAGGACCGCCUGGAUUGCCAGGUCUUCCUGGGCUUGAUGGAUUGCCUGGUUUUAAUGGAUCAGAUGGGAUUCCUGGAAUACCAGGGCAAAAAGGAGAUCCUGGAAAAAGAGGAAAAAUCGGACCCAAAGGAGACCCUGGAGAGAAAGGUGAAAAGGGGGAUCCUGGUGAAAUUGGAUUACCUGGGAAAGAAGGGAUGAGAGGAGAAAAAGGUUCCCGGGGGCCCAAAGGUGACAAAGGAAAGGCAAACAAUGAAGUAAUCACAGAAGGGGCAAAGGGGGAGCCAGGACCCCCCGGUCCCCCAGGACCUCCAGGACCUCCAGGUCCCCCAGGAAAGCGCAAAGCAAAACCCCAAGUGGAGGAGAAAAUGUAUAAUGCUGAGUGUACAGGGGAAACAUGUACUAUCCCAAAUGAUGAUACUCUGAUGGGAAAAGCCAAAGGGAGGGCACACCUCUAUCAGCACAGAAAACCAGAGUGUAUCAUCAAAUCCAUUGGAAGCCCUAAUGAGAUUAUACAAUUAAAGCAAAGCUAUGGAGCGUGGAUGAUGGAUCUUUCAAACAGAAGUGAUGAAACAAUUUGGAUUGCAGAGCAUUUUACAGGCCAUAUAGUAAAGGAAUUUAAAGAUCUUGCUGCACUACGGAACAACAGCUACAACAUCACAGAGCUCCCGUGGUCAUAUUAUGGAUGUGGUCACGCUGUCUAUGAUAAUGCUCUGUACUAUCAACGCGUAGGACGGAACAUCAUUGUGAAGUAUGACUUUGCAACAGGGUUGGUCAAAACACUCUCCAUCGAGAAUGCCUGGUAUUAUGAGCGCAUGUACCUUUUUAAUACUUCCAAAUCCUACUUCAGCGUAGCUGCAGAUGAAAAUGGACUUUGGGUGAUGUAUCUUUCCAGGCCUGAUGAACAUAUUGUGGUUGCACAUGUGGACCAAGAAACGUUUUCAGUGUUGCGGCACAUCAACACUACCUAUCCACAGUCCAAAGCAGGCAAUGCCUUCAUCGCCUGUGGAGUGUUGUACAUCACUGAUAAAAACCAGAUCCACGUGGCGUUUGCCUUUGAUCUUCUAAGAGAGAAGCAGCUUGACACCAGCUUUGCAUUAAAACUGUCCAGCUCGAAUGCAAGUUUUGCCUUCAGAAUAUCCACACUGAAGCAGAACACCACAUUUGUGCCUGUACUAGCAAUGCUCUCCUAUAAUCAGGUAGAUAAGCACCUUUACACAUGGGAGCAUGGCUUCCUAAUGCAAUACCCUGUCCAUUUUAUCAGUUGAACACAUUUUGAGAUGAAGAUUAUAUGUCUUAUAUGAUCACUUUUGCCUUUAUAAAGCAACAUUUUUUGAAAAAAUA
This is a messenger RNA of Sceloporus undulatus (fence lizard), 1732 nucleotides long. It is a transcript of the gene GLDN, whose product is annotated as gliomedin. The record is from RefSeq and is a predicted model, not a curated record. Gene Ontology annotation, cellular component: cell surface. The transcript is spliced from 10 exons. Gene Ontology annotation, biological process: signal transduction. NCBI's taxonomy places the organism in Eukaryota, Metazoa, Chordata, Lepidosauria, Squamata, Phrynosomatidae. The coding region runs from base 31 to 1656 and encodes 541 amino acids.